Molecule: messenger RNA, 600 nt
Organism: Penicillium lagena
Lineage: Eukaryota; Fungi; Ascomycota; Eurotiomycetes; Eurotiales; Aspergillaceae
Product: aminoacyl-tRNA hydrolase
Exons: 1
Coding region: 1-600 (199 amino acids)
Molecular function (GO): peptidyl-tRNA hydrolase activity
Source: RefSeq, a predicted model, not a curated record
AUGGACCCCCCGAGCCGGCGCCUCUUCAUCGCCUCCAUCGGCAACAUAAAACCCUACCGAAACACCCGCCACAGCGCCGGCCACCUCCUCCUCGAUGCGAUAGCCCCCCAACUGCCCGCGCGACUCAGCGCAGCAGCAAAACCCUUCUACCAAACCUGGUACAGCCCCACGUACAUGAACACAUCCGGCCCGAAGCUCGUGCGCCAGCUGCAGAAUUUUACGCAGCAGGGAAAUGCAAAUGCACACGCGACCACAUUAGUGAUCCUGCACGACGAGCUGGAGUCCCCUCUGGGGAAAGUACGUGUGAAACGCGGCGGGCCGGAGGUUGCGAGUCUCCGUGGUCACCGGGGGCUGAUUAGCGUGUUUGAGAGUCUGCGCGGGAAGGGAUUGUAUCCUGCGCGUGCGCAGAAUGGCGGGUUGUCGGUUUUGAGGGUUGGGGUGGGGAUUGGACGGCCCGAGACGAGAGAGAAGGGUGCUGUUGCGGAUUAUGUCUUGACGGCGAUGGGUCCGACGGAGUUGGCGGCGGUGCAUCGUGCUGCGGGGCCGGUGAUUGAGCUCAUUGCGGAGGAGAUGUAUAGGGAUGCCGGGGAGCCAACAUGA